AUGAUCUUCUGGGCUAAUCUAAUACAAACACUUGCCGUCGAGGGAAUACAGCAGGGUCACCCAAAAACAAGAAUGCAGGUAAUCGCCACUGCGAUUGUUUACUUCAAGCGUUUCUAUGCUCGGCGCUCUUAUAAAGACGUGGAUCCGCUUCUCAUUGCUUGUGCUUCGGUUUUUCUGGCGUCGAAGGUUGAAGAACACGGUCUCAUGUCAAUGUCUAAUCUUAUCAAGACAAUCCCUAACUGUUUGAAAAAGUGGCCUAACCUUACCUACGACGCGUCGUCAAAAAAUAGUGGUCUAUAUGACGCUGAGUUUAUCUUGGUUGAAAUGCUCGACUGCUGUCUCGUAGUGUACCACCCCUAUCGACCUCUCACUACUAUGCUGCAGGUUGGUCUCGUUAUUGCACGG
Messenger RNA from Ostertagia ostertagi, 405 nucleotides. The record is from the annotation of a GenBank genome assembly. NCBI's taxonomy places the organism in Eukaryota, Metazoa, Nematoda, Chromadorea, Rhabditida, Trichostrongylidae.